AGGAAUACGUUGCAAAAUCUUAGACACUCUCUAUAAAUUCAACAGCAGACAUCUCGAGAGUGACGAGCCCUCGUUAAACCUCUGAAAACUCUCUUCACUAAACCCAGGCGAAAAUGAGAUAUUCCCUUUUCCGAUCGGUCAAAACCCUAGCGGCGAGGUCCUCCGCCGCCCGUGGCUUCGCCUCCGAAUCUGUACCGGACCGCAAGGUUGCCGUCCUCGGAGCCGCGGGAGGGAUAGGCCAACCCCUUGCUCUUCUCAUGAAGCUCAACCCUCUUGUCUGCAGGCUCGCUCUCUAUGAUAUAGCUAACACCCCCGGUGUUGCUGCUGAUGUCAGCCACAUCAACACCAGAUCUGAGGUUUCCGGUUAUGUCGGUGAUGAUCAGCUUGGACAAGCUUUGGAGGGAUCAGAUGUUGUCAUCAUUCCUGCUGGUGUUCCCAGGAAGCCCGGCAUGACACGUGAUGAUCUUUUUAACAUUAAUGCUGGAAUAGUCAAGUCCCUGUGCUCUGCAAUUGCCAAGUAUUGUCCUCAUGCAAUCGUUAACAUGAUUAGCAACCCUGUGAACUCAACAGUUCCUAUUGCAGCUGAGGUUUUCAAGAAAGCAGGGACAUAUGAUGAAAAGAAGUUGUUCGGUGUGACAACCCUUGAUGUGGUUAGAGCUAAGACUUUCUAUGCUGGAAAGGCUAAUGUAAACGUUGCAGAGGUUAAUGUCCCAGUUGUUGGUGGCCAUGCUGGCAUCACAAUUCUCCCACUAUUUUCUCAGGCCACACCAAAAGCAAAUUUGCCAGAUGAAGAUAUUAAGGCCCUUACUAAGAGAACACAAGAUGGAGGAACCGAAGUUGUGGAAGCCAAAGCUGGAAAGGGUUCGGCAACAUUGUCAAUGGCUUAUGCAGGAGCCCUCUUUGCUGAUGCUUGCCUGAAAGGACUUAAUGGUGUUCCAGAUGUAGUGGAAUGUUCAUUUGUGCAAUCAACUGUCACUGAGCUCCCAUUCUUUGCUUCUAAGGUGAGGCUUGGCAAGAAUGGUGUCGAAGAAGUUCUGGGAUUGGGUCCCCUCUCCGACUUUGAAAAGGAGGGCUUGGAGAAACUGAAGCCCGAACUCAAAUCAUCUAUUGAGAAGGGAAUAAAGUUUGCCAAUGACAACUGAUCAGUCUUUCCUUCCCAUGUCGAUCAUUACAAAUUUUGCCUUAUUUAUUAGUGUUGUAUUUUUUGCCAAUGGCACCGGCUAUGCUGUUUCAAUUGGAGUAGGCUUUACAUAAACCAGAGAAUUUCAUUAAUAAUGCCCAAUGUCAGAUUACUGAAAAGUGAAUUUUAUGACAACUUAAGUGGGUUGUAUUAUCAUUUAUAAAGUCGCAUAUUUUUUUCA
Pistacia vera is the source of this 1361-nucleotide messenger RNA. Its product is annotated as malate dehydrogenase, mitochondrial. NCBI's taxonomy places the organism in Eukaryota, Viridiplantae, Streptophyta, Magnoliopsida, Sapindales, Anacardiaceae. Gene Ontology annotation, molecular function: L-malate dehydrogenase (NAD+) activity. Gene Ontology annotation, cellular component: cytoplasm; mitochondrion. The transcript is spliced from 7 exons. The record is from RefSeq and is a predicted model, not a curated record. Bases 114 to 1142 code for a protein of 342 amino acids. Gene Ontology annotation, biological process: tricarboxylic acid cycle; malate metabolic process.